GACACUUCGCGGUUCACACCAUGCCCUGGAUUUUGGGAGGGCAUCGAGAAGUCGCAGUCGCAGCGAUCCUUCCUUCUUGACGAUGAGGGGAUUUUAUGCCGGUUCAGAUGAUGGUGGUGAUGAAACGGUGUACGAGGCCAGAGAUACAUAGGGUCCUCCAUGCCGGGUGCCGAUGCCAGCGGCUCUAGGGCUCUCUCAUCUGGGAAGCGGCUUGCCUGCAGUUAACAAGAGCACAGAUGCGGAGGAUUUUGGUGCCCGUGGAACGCCAGUGCUCCUUUGUGGGAAGGGGGAAGAUGGGGAAACAGACCACCUUGGGUUUUUCCGCCGAGUCCAAGCUGCAGGAAGCGCUGAAUGCUGCCGUUGUUGGCCAUCAGGGUUGUGUCAAUGCCAUUGCAUGGAACGCCAAAGGCUCACUUUUAAUUUCUGGUUCAGAUGACACUAGAUUGAGGGAGAUACUUCUCAGGAUAGGAUAUGAUGGAAGGCAUGCGAACAGAGUAGACGAGGAGACGGGAUGGAUGUAUGACAUAUUGUUUAGAUAUUUUAGGAGUGUUGUAAAGACAUUUGUUUCCUUAUGAGUCUUUUCUUUAUUUGUUUGGGGUUAACUCACCCUAAAUCAUGUGAUUGUUGUAAUUGUUUUAGUAGGGUAGUUUUGUGAGUAACAUCCGAGAGGAUUUUAUCUUUUAAAGCCCUUUCAAUGCUAAGUGUAUAAUUAAGUCCUUCUAACUGUAACUCUAAGUUUUUUUUCCUUUUCUUGGGAUUGUAGCAUUUGAUGGGUAUCUUGAGGCAUAUAGUUGGAUAGAAUGA
Messenger RNA from Zingiber officinale, 804 nucleotides. RefSeq lists its product as uncharacterized. The transcript has 3 exons. The coding region runs from base 237 to 575 and encodes 112 amino acids. The record is from RefSeq and is a predicted model, not a curated record. Lineage: Eukaryota; Viridiplantae; Streptophyta; Magnoliopsida; Zingiberales; Zingiberaceae. Gene Ontology annotation, molecular function: protein binding.